AAGCCCAGCCUCUGUGGCAUUGUGACCUGCAGGUAUUGGGAGAUCCACAGCUAUGACGCCAGGACCCCCUGGAAGCCUGGAAAUGGAACCAUUAACAUUUAAGGAUGUGGCCAUAGAAUUUUCUCUGGAGGAGUGGCAAUGCCUGGACACGGCACAGCAGGAUUUAUAUAGGAAUGUGAUGUUAGAGAACUACGGAAACCUGGUCUUCCUGGGUAUUGCUGUCUCCAAGCCAGACCUGAUCACCUGUCUGGAGCAAGGAAAAGUGCCCUGGAAUAGGAAGAGACAUGAGAUGGUGGCCAAACCCCCAGUUGUAUGUUCUUAUUUUGCUCAAGACCUUUGGCUAGAGCAGGGCGUAGAAGAUUCUUUUCAAAAAGUGAUAUUGAGAAGACAUGGAAAAUGUGGACAUGAGAAUUUGCAGUUAAAAAUUUGUUGCGCCAAUGUGGAUGAGUCUCAAGUUCACAGAAAAGGUUAUAAUAAUCUUAACCAGAGUUUGACAACUGCACAGAGCAAAGUAUUGCAAUGUGAUAAAUAUGCCAAAGUCUUUCAUAAAUGUUCAAAUUCAAACAGACACAAGAUAAGGCAUACUGGAAAGAAACUUUUGAAAUGUAAAGAAGAUGACAGAUCAUUUUGCAUGCCUUCACACCUAUCUCCACAUAAAAGAAUUUAUACUAGAGAGAAUUUCUUCGAAUGUGAAGAAUGUGGCAAAACCUUUAAUAGGUCCUCAGCGCUUACUUAUCAUAAGAGAAUUCAUACUGGAAAGAAAGCCUACAAACGUGAAAAAUGUGGCAAAGCCUUCAACUGGUCCUCAAGACUUACUGAACAUAAGAGAGUUCAUGCUGGAGAGAAACCCUACAAAUGUGAAGACUGUGGCAAAGCUUUUAAUCGAUUUGGAAUUUUUACUAAACAUAAACUAAUUCAUGCUGGAGAGAAACCCUACAAAUGUAAAGAAUGUGGUAAAGCUUUCUCCUGGGCCUCAAGCCUUAGUGAACAUAAGAGAAAUCACACUGGAGAGUACCCCUACAGAUGUGAAGAAUGUGGCAAAGCCUUUAAAAAGUCCUCGCUUCUUACUAGACAUAAGGUAAUUCAUGCUGAAGAGAGACCCUACAAAUGUGAAGAAUGUGGCAAAACUUUUAAACGGUCUUCAACCCUUACUGAACACAAUAAGAGUGUUCAUGUUGGAGGGAAACCCUACAAGUGUGAAGAAUGUGGCAAAGCUUUUAAUCACCCCUCAAUGCUUACUAAACAUAAGAGGGUUCAUGCUGGAGAGAAACCCUACAAAUGUGAAGAAUGCGGUAAAGUGUUCACCUGGUCCUCAAACCUUAUGGAACAUGUAAGAAUUCAUACUGGAGAGAAACCCUACAAAUGUGAAGAAUGUGGCAACGCUUUCUCCUGGGCCUCAAGCCUUAGUGAACAUAAGAUAAAUCAUACUGGAGAGUACCCCUACAGAUGUAAAGAAUGUGGCAAAGCCUUUAAAAAGUCCUCACAUCUUACUAGACAUAAGGUAAUUCAUACUGAAGAGAGACCCUACAAAUGUGAAGAAUGUGGCAAAGCCUUUAAAAAGUCCUCGUUUCUUACUAGACAUAAGGUAAUUCAUGCUGAAGAGAGACCCUACAAAUGUGAAGAAUGUGGCAAAACUUUUAAACGGUCUUCAACCCUUACUAAUCAUAAGAGUGUUCAUGUUGGAGGGAAACCCUACAAGUGUGAAGAAUGUGGCAAAGCUUUUAAUCACCCCUCAAUGCUUACUAAACAUAAGAGGGUUCAUGCUUGAGAGAAACCCUACAAAUGUGAAGAAUGUGGUAAAGUGUUCACCUGGUCAUCAAACCUUAUGGAACAUGUAAGAAUUCAUACUGGAGAGAAACCCUACAGAUGUGAAGAAUGUGGUGAAUCCUUCACUUGGUUCUCAAGCCUUUCUAAUCAUAAGAUAAUUCAUACUGGAGAGAGACCCUACAAAUGUGAAGAAUGUGGCAAAGCUUUUAAUCGAUUUGGAAUUUUUACUAAACAUAAACUAAUUCAUGCUGGAGAGAAACCCUACAAAUGUAAAGAAUGUGGCAAAGCUUUCUCCUGGGCCUCAAGCCUUAGUGAACAUAAGAGAAAUCACACUGGAGAGUACCCCUACAGAUGUGAAGAAUGUGGCAAAGCCUUUAAAAAGUCCUCGCUUCUUACUAGACAUAAGGUAAUUCAUGCUGAAGAGAGACCCUACAAAUGUGAAGAAUGUGGCAAAACUUUUAACCGGUCUUCAACCCUUACUAGACAUAAUAAGAGUGUUCAUGUUGGAGGGAAACCCUACAAGUGUGAAGAAUGUGGCAAAGCUUUUAAUCACCCCUCAAUGCUUACUAAACAUAAGAGGGUUCAUGCUUGAGAGAAACCCUACAAAUGUGAAGAAUGUGGUAAAGUGUUCACCUGGUCAUCAAACCUUAUGGAACAUGUAAGAAUUCAUACUGGAGAGAAACCCUACAGAUGUGAAGAAUGUGGCGAAUCCUUCACUUGGUUCUCAAGCCUUUCUAAUCAUAAGAUAAUUCAUACUGGAGAGAGACCCUACAAAUGUGAAGAAUGUGGCAAAGCUUUUAAUCGAUUUGGAAUUUUUACUAAACAUAAACUAAUUCAUGCUGGAGAGAAACCCUACAAAUGUGAAGAAUGUGGCAAAGCUUUCUCCUGGGCCUCAAGCCUUAGUGAACAUAAGAUAAAUCAUACUGGAGAGUACCCCUACAGAUGUGAAGAAUGUGGCAAAGCCUUUAAAAAGUCCUCGCUUCUUACUAGACAUAAGGUAAUUCAUGCUGAAGAGAGACCCUACAAAUGCGAAGAAUGUGGCAAAACUUUUAACCGGUCUUCAACCCUUACUUAUCAUAAGAGAAUUCAUACUGGAGAGAAACCCUACAAAUGUGAAGAAUGUGGCAGAGCCUUUAGCUGGUCCUCAAGCCUUUCUAAUCAUAAGAGAAUUCAUACUGGAGAGAAACUAAAAAUGUGAAGAAUGUGGCAAAGCUUUUACUCAAUUCUCAAUUUUUACUAAACAUAAGAUAAUUCAUGCUGGAGAGAAACCCUACAAAUGUGAAAAAUGUGGCAAAGGCUUCACCUGGCCCUCAAGCCUUAGUGAACAUAAGAGAAAUCAUAAACCCUUCCAAAUGUAAAGAAUGUGGCAAAGUCUUUAAAAAGUCCUCACUUCUUACUAGACAUAAGGUAAUUCAUACUGAAGAGGAACCCUCCAAAUGUAAAGAAUGUGGCAAAGCCUUUAACCGGUCAUCAGCCCUUACUCAUCAUAAGAGAAUUGAUAUUGGAGGAAAAACCCUAGAAAUGUGAAGAAGGUGGCAAACCUUUUAACUGUUCCUCAAUUCUUUGCUUUUUUUGUGAGACGGAGUUUCGCUCUUGUUACCCAGGCUGGAGUGCAAUGGCGCGAUCUCGGCUCACUGCAACCUCCGUCUCCUGGGUUCAGGCAAUUCUCCUGCCUCAGCCUCCUGAGUAGCUGGGAUUACAGGCACGUGCCACCAUGCCCAGCUAAUUUUUUGUAUUUUUAGUAGAGAUGGGGUUUCACCAUGUUGACCGGGACGGUCUCGAACUCUUGACCUCAUGAUCCACCCACCUCGGCCUCCCAAAGUGCUGGGAUUACAGACUUGAGCCACCGCGCCUGGCCCCUCAAUUCUUACUAAACAUAAGGUAAUUCAUACUGGAGGGAAUCCCUACAAGUGUGUGCAAUGUGUCAAAGCCUUUAAGUAGUCCUUGAGGUUUACUAUAUAUAAGACAACUCAUACUGGAAAGAAACCCUACACACGUGAAGAAUGUGGGAAAGCCUCUAACAGAUCCUCAAUUCUUUUUUUUUUUUUUUUUUGAGAUGGAGUUUCGCUCUUGUUACCCAGGCUGAAGUGCAAUGACGCAAUCUCGGCUCACCGCAACCUCCGCCUCCUGGGUUCAGGCAAUUCUCCUGCCUCAGCCUCCUGAGUAGCUGGGAUUACAGGCACGCGCCACCAUGCCCAGCUAAUUUUUUGUAUUUUUAGGAGAGACGGGGUUUCACCAUGUUGACCAGGGUGGUCUCAAUCUGUUGACCUCGUGAUCCACCCGCCUCGGCCUCCAAAAGUGCUGGGAUUACAGGCUUGAGCCACCGCGCCCAGCCGAUCCUCAAUUCUUAACAGACUUAAGAUAAUUUAUGCUAGAGAAGCUACAAACCUGAAAGAUGUGACAAUGCUUUUGGCAGCACCUCAAACUUUUCUAAGUAUAAAAGAAAUCAUACUGAUGAGAAAUCCUAGAAAUGUGAAGAAUGUGAUAAAGCUUUCAAAUGGCUGUCACACUUGAUUAGAGAAAACUACUAAUGUGAACAAUGUGGUAAAUAUUUACCCAGUGCUUACACCUUAUUGCACAGGAAAGCAUUUAUAUUUGAGAACAAAUCUUCAAAUAUAAAGAAAGUGUAGGCUGUGCAUGGUGGUGGCUCAUCCCUGAAAUCUGAGCACUUCGGGAGGCUAAAAUGGGCAGAUCACUUAAGGUCAGGAGUUCAAAACCAGCCUGGCCAACAUGGCAAAACCCAUCUUUACUAAAAAUGCAAAUAAAUUAGCCAGGCAUAGUGGUGGCAUGUGUAAUUCCAGCUACUCUGAAGACCGAGGCAGGAGAAUCACUUGAAUCCAGGAGACACAGCUUGCACUUAGCCAAGAUUGCACUACUGCACUCCAGCUUGGACUACAGGGAGAGACUCUGUCUAAAAAAAAAAAGGCAAUGUGAAAGUCAUUAAUAUCUGCUCACAUUCAACAUCAGAGAGUUUAUGCUAAAUAAAAGCAUUAAAAAUGCAAUUACUCUCAGAAGAUCUUUCAGAAAUAUAAGGCCUUAAAGUGCAGAAGAAUGUUUAUUCUCAACAGAAACAUCACAAAUAUAAAGAGGGUUGUAGUCCUUUUACUUCUGUCACAGAAUUUAUUGUUCACACUUGGUACUAAAGGAGACCCCUGAGGCAGUUGUUCCCACUUUGUUUAACAUCAGGGAAUUUAUAUAAUUAGGAAAAAUAUUUUUUCAAAUACUACAGAUUAUAAAACACCAGAGAGUUUAUACUAAAAUAUAUUUUUGUGGAUACAGUAAAUAUUUUAAAAAAUUAAUCCAAUAUUAAGUUCAUGUAAGUAUUAGGGCAGUCACAGUAGAAAUAUCUGUCUCUCAGACAUCAGACAUUACACUAAAUCAAAUUGCUGAGUAUAGUAAAAAAUCCAAAAAUAAAGUUGAUAGAAAAUUUAUUUGUAUUUAACUUUAAAAGAACUAGAUCUUGGUCAGGCUCCGAGGCUCACACCUGUAAUUCCAACACUUUGGGUGGCCAAGGCAUGUGGAUCUCAAGGCCAGAAGUUCAAGACGAACCUGGCCAAGACAGUGAAAAUGUAAUUCUACUAAAAACUACAAAAAUUAGUUGGGUGUGGUAGCAGGUGCCUGUAAUCCCAGCUGUUCAGAAGGCUGAGACAGGAGAAUCGCUUGAACGUGGGAGGUGGAGGUUGCAGUGAGCUGAAAUUUUCCCACUGUACUGCCUGGGUGACAGAGCGAGACUCUGUCUCAAGGGAAAAAAUAAAUAAAUAAAUAUAUAUAUAGUUUGGAAACUGAAAAAUGAUGGAAUUCAACUUUAAAUCACUUCAUGCUGUUUCUUCAUUUCUAUUGUAUUCACAUAUAUAAACGUGAUCAAUUCUUGCUGCACCAAAGAAUUGGGACUCUUUUUAUUAGGUGGUUAUUUAUGACAUCUCUUUUUUUGUUUUGAGACGGAGUUUCGCUCUUGUUACCCAGGCUGGAGUGCAAUGGCACGAUCUCGGCUCACCACAACCUCCACCUCCCGGGUUCAGGCAAUUCUCCUGCCUCAGCCUCCUGAGUAGCUUGGAUUACAGGCACGUGCCACUAUGCCCAGCUAAUUUUUUGUUUUAGUAGAGACGGGGUUUCACCAUGUUGACCAGGAUGGUCUCAAUCUCUUGACCUCGUGAUCAACCCGCCUUGGCCUCCCAAAGGGCUGGGGUUAGAGGCGUGACCCCCUGCGCCCAGCCUAGUAAUUGUACUUUUAUGUGAUAAAACUACGUUUUUUUUUUUUUUUUUUUGAGAUUGAGUUUCGCUCUUGUUUCCCAGGCUGGUGUGCAAUGGCACGAUCUCAGCUCUCCGCAACCUCCACCUCCUGGAUUCAAGUGAUUCUCCUGCCUCAGGUUCCCCAGUAGCUGGGACUACAGGCACUUGCCAUUAUGCCCAGCUAAUUUUUUUGUAUUUUUAGUAGAGACGGGGUUUCACCGUGUUGACCAGGAUGGUCUCGAUCUCUUGACCUCGUGGUCCACCUGCCUCGGCCUCCCAAAGUGCUGGGAUUAUAGGUGUGAGCCACUAUGCCCGGCGAUAAAACUACAUUUUACCGUCUCUAGUUUUCUUUGCCAGUGGCAAAUAAGUUAAAUAUGGUUCCUGUAGGUUAAUUUUUUUCUUUUACAUUUAAAUUCAUUUUUCUUAGUUUUCCUGUGUACCUAAUAUGUGUAUAUAUUUGUUAUAUAUGGUAUAUUUUGAUACAGUCAUACAAUUUAUAGUAAUCACAUUAGGGUAAAGUACUUAAAACCUUUGGCUUUUAUGGUUUUCAUUACAGACAAUUCACUUCUGCAGUCUUAGUUACUCUGAAAUGUGCACUGAAAUUCUUACUGACUACAGCAUCAUUUUUAUGGUCAUUAUAAAACUUAUACAAGCAUAAAUGAAAUCAGUAUACACUCAAACCAAUAGUGUGCAAGCAAUUUUUUAAAUUCACAUUUCUACCAACACUUGUUUCUUCUUAAUUAGUGUCAUUCUAACAAGUGAUAUUGCCUAGUUUUUUUUUUUGGUUUUUUUCUUUUUUUUUUUUGGCUUGCCUUUCCCUGAUAAUAGACAGUGAUUAUUUUUUGAAUGAUCCAUUGGCCACAUGUAUGUCUUUUUUUGAAAAAUAUGUAAGCCUUUUUCUCAUUUUUAAUAGUUUUUUAUUUUUUAAUUUAAAGAUGGGGUUGGGCCAGGCGCAGUGGCUCAGGCCUGUAAAUCUCAGCACUUUGGGAGGCCGAGGCGGGUGGAUCACGAGGUCAAGAGAUCGAGACCAUCCUGGUCAACAUAGUGAAACCCUGUCUCUACUAAAAAUACAAGAAAUCAACUGGGCAUAGUGGUGCACGCCUGUAAUCCUGGCUACUCGGGAGGCUGAGGCAGGAGAAUUGCCUGAACCUAGAAUGCAGAGGUUGCGAUGAGCCGAGAUCGCGCCAUUGCACUCCAGCCUGGGUAGCAAGUGAAACUCCGACUCAAAAAUAAAAUGAAGAUGGGGUUUCACCAUGUUGGUCAGGCUGGUCUUGAACUCCCAACCUCAGGGGAUCCGCCAACCUUGGCCUCCAAAGUGGUUGGAGUACAGGCGUGAGCCACCGUCAAAUGAGUUUGUUGUAUAGCUUUGCUUUUUUUUUUUUUUUUUUAAGGCGGAGUCUCGCUCUUGCCAAGCUGGAUAAUCUCAGCUCAUUGCAACCUCUGCCUCCUGGGUUCAAGCGAUUCUCUUGCCUCAGCUUCUCAAGUAGCUGAGACUAAAGGUGUGCACCACCACACUCAGCUAAUUUUUGUAUUUUUUUUUUUUUUAAGACGGGGUUUCACCAUAUUGGUGAGGCUGGUCUUGAACUCCCGACCUCAGGUGAUCCGCCCGCCUUGGCCUCCAAAGUGCUUGGAUUACAGGCGUGAGCCACUACACCCAGCCUAAUUUUUGUGUAUAUAUAUAUAUAUAUAUAUAUAUAUAUAUAUAUAUAUAUUUUUUUUUUUUUUUUUUUUUUUUUUUUGGAGACGGAGUUUCUAGUAGAGAUGGGGUUUCACCAUUUUGGCCAGGAUGGUCUCGAAUUCUUGACCUUAUGAUUCAUCCACCUCAGCCUCCCAACUGCUGGGAUUACAGGUGUGUGCCAGCAUGCCUGGUCUGUAUAGUUUUGAUAUUAAUCCCUGUCACAUACAAUCCUGUUGAUUGUAUCCUAUUCUCUGCAGGAGCUUUUUAAUUUAAAACAAUCUGAUUUAUCUAUUUUUUCAUUUUGUUCUUUAGGAUUCGAGGUCAAAUUUUAAAAGUCACUGCCCAACCAAUGUUAAAGGGAUUUCAGUAUGUGUUUUUUUUCUAGUAGUUUCAGAGUUUUAGACCUUACGUUUAAGUAUUUAAUUUAUUUUGUGUUGAUUUUUAUAUAUGAUGUGAGUUGAGAGUCUCAUUUUAUUCCUCUGCAUGUGGAUAUAAAAUUUUCUUAACAUCAUUUAUUGAAAAUAUUGCCUUUUUUCUAAAAAAUUGCCACCUUUAUUUAAAAUCGGUUGAUUGUAAAUGUAUAUAUUUCUGGUCUCCUUUUUCUUCUCUAUUGGCCUGUGUGUCUGUUUUUAUUCAAGUACCAUACUGUUUUUUUGUUUUUAUUUUUCUAACUAUAGCUUUGUAGUAUGUUUGAAAGGUAGAGUGAUACCUUCACUUUUUCUAUUGCUUUAUUGCUUGAUUGCUUUGGCUAUUCAGGGUCUUUUGUGAUACCAUAGAAAUUUUAGAUUAUUUUUUAAUUUGUUAAUUAUGUCACUGGUAUUUUGAUAGAGGUUGUAUCAUAUCUGUACACCGUUUUGUAUAAGAUAGACAUUUAACAAUAUUAGUAAUGUUGAUUGAUGAAGGUAGUAUUUUUUCAAUUGUGUAUGAGUUUUUGUUUUUUUUUUUUUUUUUGAGAUGGAGUUUUGCUGUUGUUACCCAGACUGGAGUGCAAUGGCACAAUCUCGGCCCCCUGCAGCCUCUGCCUCCUGGGUUCAAGCAGUUCUCCUGCCUCAACCUCCCGAGUAGCUGGGACUACAGGCGUGCACCACCAUGCUCAGCUAAUUUUUGUAUUUUUAGUAGAGACAGGGUUUCACCUUGUUGACCAGGAUGGUCUCGAUCUCUUGACCUCGUGAUCCACCCGCCUCGGCCUCCCGGAAGUGCUGGGAUUAUAGGCAUGAGCCACCACGCCUGGCCCCGUUUUUUAAAUAUAUAUAUAUAUAUUUUUUGAGAUAGAGUCUCACUCUGUUGCCCAAGCUGAAGUGCAAUGGUGCAAUCUCAGCUCACUGCAACCUCCACCUCCCAGGCUCAAGCAAUUCUGCCUCAGCCUCCCGAGUAGCUAGAAUUACAGGAGCACACCAACACGCCCGGCUAAUUUUUGUAUUUUUAGUAGAGAUGGGGUUUCACCAUGUUGGCCAGGAUGGUUUCUAUCUUUUGACCUCGUGAUCCACCCGCCUCCGCCUCCCAAAGUGCUGGGAUUACAGGCGUGAACCACCGCGCGCAGGCUCGAUUUCAUUUUGAAAUAGUUGUCUGUGGAUAGAAAUGCUACAAACACUUGGAUGUUGCUUUUGUAUCCACCAGUUUGGUGAGUUGGUUUAUUUUUUUCAGUAGUGUUUAGCAAUAUCUUAGGCUUUUGUUUACUUAAGAUUAUGUGUAGGAAUAAAAGGCACGGGAAUAAUUUAACAUUUUUUCUACUCUGGGUGCUUUGAUUUUCGAAUUUCUCUAGGAUAUUUAGUACUGUGUUUAAUAAGACUGAAGAAAGUGGGCAUUUUGGUCUUGUUCUUGCUCUUAUAGUAAAAGCUUACACUACUUUUCUGUUUAGUAUUUUAUUAGCUGUACUUCUUUGGUUAUAUGUGGCAUUUAAUGGCUUGAGGUUUGUUUUUCUAUACCUACUAUUUUCAGAAAUUUAUUAUGAAGGAAUGUUGAAUUUCGUUUAACUUUUAUUCUGUAUUUAUUUAAAUGUUAGAGAUGCAAAAUCACAUCUAAUUCUGCAUAGAUUUUAAAAAAAGAUCCUCAGAGACUUCUAUGAACAUGCCUGCAAAAUAGAAAAUUUAGAGAAAAUAAACUUGUAGAUACACACAACUUUCCUAGAUUGAACCAGAAAAAGAAGUCUUUAACAGAGCAAAAAUGUAUAAUGACGUUACAUAAGUAUUAAUAAACCUACCAACAAUGAAAAGCCCUAGAUCAUGUAAAAUCACAGCCAAAUUUUACCACAUGUACAAAGAUAGUCUGGUCCUAAUCAUACUGAAUGUACUCGAAAAAAUCAAUUUGGGAUUUCACCUUAACUCCUCGUAUGAAUUCAGUGAACUAUACAAAACCAAAAUCUAGAGAAGAAAAAAAGAAAACUGCAAGUCAAUAUUUUGGGUAAACAUUGGAAGAUCAAUCUCAUUAAACACUAGCAAACUGAGUUCCAAAGCAAGUCAGAAAGUUAUUUUACUGCAAUAAACAUUAUUGCAUAAAUACAGGUACAUUUUAUCAUAUGCAAGUAAAUUAGUGUGAUUGACCAUGUAAAGGUAAUUAAGAUAAAAAAAUAUUGAACACAAUAGGGGCAGUUAAAGCAUUCAAUUAAAUCCAAUAUUGACUCAAAAUUGUUCUCAACACACUAGACAUUUUUGAAACAUACCUCAAAAUAAUAAAAGCCAUCUAUGACAAAUCCUUAGCCAACAUGAUACUCCAAAAGCAAGAGCUGGAUGCAUUCUCCAUAUGAAAAAUAAGAAAAAUAUCCAUUCUAAACGGUUCUAUUAAACAUAGUUAUGAAAGUCCUAACCAGAGUAAUGCAACAAAAUAAAUAAAAGGAAUCCAAAUGGAAAACAAAGUAAAAUUACCUGUAUUGAUCAUACAAUUCUCUACCUAGAAUAGUUUAAAGAUUUCACCAGGUCUCCACCCCCUAUCCCCGCUCACCUCCUCACAAAAAAAAGAAAAGAUUUCAUCAAAAGACUUCUAAGCCUAAAAAAAGACUUAAAAAAAGUCUCAGAAUACAAAAUCAACACAAUCAGACUAAAAAAAGACUUAAAAAAUGUCUCAGAAUACAAAAUCAAUAGCAUUUCAGUACACCAAUAAUAUUGAAGCUGAGAACAAAAUUUUUAAAAAUUUAUAUUUACAAUAGCCACAAAAAAAUUCUAGAGAUACAUUAAAUCAAUAAAUUUAAUGUAAGUUUAUUACAUUAAAUUUUAUAAACUUUUUGCUUCUGCACAGUAAGAUAAACUAUCAACAAAGUAAACUGAUGACGUAUAGUAUGAAAUAAAAUAUUUGCAAACUGCAGAAAAUGAAGGAUUAAUAUGCAGAAUGCAUAAAAAUUUUUAUUAAAAAGCAAAUGAUAUGAAUAGGCUUUUCUCAAAGGAAGACAGAGCUGCCAAUAAAUAUGUAAAGUUGCUCAACAUUUCUAAUUAUUAGAAAGAUGUAAAUAAAAGUGACAAUAUGAUACCAUUUCACAUCAGUACGAAUGACUGUCAGUAAAAGUAAAGAAAAAGAGGUUGAAGUUAUGGAGAAAAGGAAAUCUUCCUACACUGUUGGUGGGAAUGCAAAUUAAUUUAGCCCCUGUGCUAAGCAGUUUGGAGAUUUCUCAAAGUACUAAAAAUAGAAUUGCCAGUUGAUAACCCCACUGCAGGGUAUCUACACCCCAAAAUAAGUAAUUUUGCUAAAGAGACACUUGCACUCAUGUUUAUUGCAGCACUAUUCACAAUAGCAAAGACAAUCAAACCAGUUACCCAUGAAUCUUUUUAUGGGAUAAGAAAAAUGAAGUACUCAUAUACCCUCCAAUAUGCAGCAACAGAAGACAAUGAAUUAAUGUCUUUUGCAGCAACACAAAUGCAGCCGAAGGCCAUUAUUUUAAUCCAAUUAAUGCAUCAGAAAAACAAAUGCCACAUGUUCUCUUACAUCUAUGCUAAAAAUUGGAUAGGCAUGGAAACAAAGACAAAAACAACGAACACUGGGAAUUCUAAAAAGAAGGAAGGGAGACACGCAUUGAAAUCUACUUAGGUAUGAUGUACACUACUUGGGCAAUGAAAUUAUUAAGUGCCCAAACCUCAACACCAUGUAGUAUUUCUGUUAUACAGAUCUGCACAUGUACCACUUAAAUGUAAAAUAAAAAUAAUAAAAUGCUUUUUGGUAUAACGACAUGUUCUAUUUCUCCAGUUCUGGGUUAAUAGUUGAAAUUAGGGCUGAAAGACACAUUUUCGCCCCUUAAAGCAUAGGGGUAAAUACCAGGUCUCCCACAUUUUAUAAGCUAACCUCUCUGAAAGCUCUUGGUCUAUAGCCCAAAAAGAGUUUUAUUUUCAAGCGCGGAGCUGAAAUAAACUACAUCUUUACUAUUUAUUUAUUUACUGUACACUAGACUAUUGAUUUAAUUUAUUUAAUCUUUUUGGGGGAAAAGCAGCAAGUGGUUUAAUCACUUUUUUUUAGAAUGUACCACUGUUGAAAAUGUGAGACUGUAAAAAUUAUGCUAAAUUACUGAGUUAAAAAAAUUAAAAACAAAGAUAUCUUAUGGUCAUAUUCUAAAAAUAAUAAAACAGAAAGUGCAUAUUAUUUAGGACCACAGUGCUGCAAAUGCUCAUUCCAUUACAGUCAUUCUUGUGAAGAAUAGAAAUAAUGGGUCCGCAGGUAUUUUAGAUUAUUUGCUAUUGCAGUGUUAAAUUAUUGCCUUUAUUACUUGCCAUAUGAAAGUCUGUACUUGAGGGCCAGGCGCUGUGGCUCACGCUUGUAAUCCCAGCACUCUGGGAGGCCGAGGCGGGCAGAUCACCAGGUCAGGAGAUCAAGACCAUCCUGGCCAACAUGGUGAAACCCCGUCUCUAUUGGGGAAAAACAAAUAAAAAAAGUCUGUACUUGAACAAAAGAUGCCACGAAUUUCAAGUUAAUAUGCUCACACAUGUAUUCUCCACAGAAGGGCACUGGCGUAUUUGCAGUCAGGGUUUCUUGGCUGCCUUGUGCUGCUGUGUCUGUGUGAAAUAAAAAGGCAGCAGGUAAAGAAGAAUCAAUCGUGAAAUUUCCAGUUUCAACAGCCACAGCCUCUGUAAUUGAGUGUUAUGUCACCUAGAAAUAAUGACUAUUUCAAAACUGAGAAAAAGAAAGUGAUACUUUAUAUUUUUAGUUUGUUGUUUAUAAAAAUUCAUAGUUUCUGAUUUAUUAUAUGCUAAACAACCUGAACGUGCAGAUACCUAAAGUUCCCACCUAGAUGAUAGCAUUAAUAUUUUAACAGCUUAUAAUUGAGAGUCAGAAUUGCCCUCUUGGGUUUACUAAAAAGCAGUUAUUUUUAGUAAGAUAUUUAUCUUCUAAGUGUAAAUAGGUUUCCCAUAAUCUUAAACAUACAGAUCUAUUAAGAUUAGUGCUAUGUCUAGAUUUGAAUAAAAUGUAUAGGUUUGUAGUAACAAAUUUUCAUAUUUAUUUUCUAAUAAAAAUCAAAAAGUAAAAGAAAUGUUAAAAUGAAUUUAAAAGAAACUUUACAUUUCUUCAUUAAAUAACAUUUAAAAUGACAUUGUGAGUGAUCAGUAAUUGCAAUCUUUUUUAGUCACUGAGAAAACUUAAGAUUUUUAAAUUAUUCGAUUGGGGAAGUAUUCUCAUAUCAAUGUUUCUGAAAUUCGGAAACUGUAGACCACUCAAUAGAUGAUGUACAUGCAGACCACACAUUUUCCAUAUAAUAAUAGGCUAAUCCUAGCUUUUUAUAUAAAAAUGUAAUGUACUUCUAAAUUAAAAUUAGUGUAUUCUCAAUUAUUUUCUCUGGAAAACGUCUAGAAAUCGUGGCAGCUUUUUGAUUAAAACAUUUUUUGUUAUUUUUUAUGCAAAUUAGUUUACUGUGUUCACAGAGUGGCCAGUCUUGGGACCAUAAGUAACACUUGCUCUUUUAGUGUCUUUCAUACCAUUACCGUCAGCACCAGAAACUCCAGGUGCCCCAAGCUUAAAAUAAAGGACUAAAGUACAUUGCUCGUCCCAUGCACUGUGAUGGGUUUAAAACAUGCUGCCAAGUAUCACAGUUCCUAUGUUAUGACUGGCACAUGACAAAAGCAGCACCAAGACUAUUUUUUAUACUAUUCCGCCAACUUUAUGACAAAGACACAAACAUUAUUUGAAAUAUUGUUACCUUUUUGUAAAUUUUUAAAAAUAUAUUCUCUAAUUUGAAAGAUAAAAUAUAUUUUUUCUGUGAAACAACAUUUUGAAGGAUAUACCCGUGAUCAAAUGCUUAGCUCUAGGUAAUUAAUGCUUUAUCUCAAAUAGUUAACAUCUUUUGUGGUGAAAUCACAGAACAUUGUUAGCAUUUUUCACACAUAACAAAUGCAAUAUUAUAAAGUGUAGUCACAAUGCUGUCCAAUAUUGAAAGUCCUCCUCCUAUCCAGCUAUAAUUAUGUAUUCUUUCACAGACAUCUUUCCAAUUCCUCAUUUUUUCUAAAUACCUUGGCAUCUGGUGGUCCCAUUUUGCUCUCUACAUCAGUGAGAUUAAGUUUUUUAGAAUCCACGUGUAAGUGAAAUUAUGGGAUGCUAAAACUAUGACUUAUUUCAACUGAUGUCCUUAGGGUUAAUCCAUGUGAUAGGAAAUAAUAGAAUUUUCUAAAGAUAAAUAGUAUUUCAUUGGGUAUAUAUACCAUGUUGUCUUUAUUUACUCAUAGAUGUUGAACUGUUGACUGUAUAAUUGGGCUGUUCUGAAGAGUGCUGCAAACAACAUGGAAGUGUGGAUAUUUAUUCUGAUUUUGUUCUGGAUAUACAACAGUGAAAUGGUUUUGCUAUAUAAUAGUUAGAUUUUAAGUUUUUUCUUUUCUUGUAAACUCUGCUUUGUUAUUUAUAAUGGCUGUCCUCAUUUACAUUCAAAGCAUUUUCUUUUAUUCAUAUCUUCGCCAACUAAUGCUUUUUAAUUUAAUUAAUUAAUUAAUUUUCUUUUUUUUGAGACGGAGUUUUGCUGUUGUUACCCAGACUGGAGUGCAAUGGCAGGAUCUCGGCUAACCGCAACCUCCCCCUCCCGGGUUCAAGCAAUUCUCCUGCCUCAGCCUCCCGAGUAGCUGGGACUACAGGCACGCACCACCGUGCCCAGCUAAUUUUUUUUUUUUUUAUUUUUAGUAGAGACGGGGUUUCACCUUGUUGACCAGGAUGGUCUGAAUCUCUGGACCUCGUGAUCCAUCUGCCUCGGCCUCCCAAAGUGCUGGGAUUAUAGGCGUGAGCCACCGUGCCCGGCCUAAUUUAAUUUAUUUGGUUUUGAGACAGAGUCUUGCUCUGUCACCCAGGGUGGAGUGCAAUGGUAUGAGUCUCACCUCACGGCAACCUCUACCUCCUGGAUUCAAGUGAUCUCCUGCUUCAACCUCCGGAGUAGCUGGGAUUACAGGUUCCUGCCACCACACCCAGCUAUUUUUUUUUUUUUUUUAGUAUAGAUGAGGUUUUGCCAUGUUGACCAGGCUGGUUUCAAACUCCUGAUCCACCUGCCUUGGCCUCCCAAAGUGCUAGGAUUACAGGCAUGAGCCACUGCACAAAGCCUUUUUUCCUUUUCCUUUUUUUUUUUUUUUUUUGAGACGGAGUUUUGCUAUUGUUACCCAGACUGGAGUGCAAUGGCACGAUCUUGGCUCACUGCAACCUCUGCCUCCUGGGUUCAGGCGAUUCUCCUGCCUCAGCCUCCCGAGUAGCGGGACUACAGGCGCGCACCACCAUGCCCAGCUGAUUUUUUUUUUUAUUCUUUUGAGACGGAGUUUUGCUGUUGUUACCCAGGCCGGAGUGCAAUGGCAGGAUCUCGGCUCACCGCAACCUCUGCCUCCUGGGUUCAGACAAUUCUCCUGCCUCAGCCUCCUGAGUAGCUGGAAUUACAGGCACGUGCCACCAUGCCCAGCUAAUUUUUCGUAUUUUUAGUAAAGACGGGGUUUCACCUUGUUGACCAGGAUGGUCUCGAUCUCUUCACCUCGUGAUUCACCCCCCUCGGCCUCCCAAAGUGCUGGGAUUAUAGGCCUGAGCCACGGCGCCGGGCCCCUUUUUUCUUUUUUUAAGAGUCAUUCUAAUGAGUGAGUUGAGAUAUCAUUUUUUUUUUCUCUUGCUUUCUCUAUUAAUAAUUGACAUUUAGCAUAUUUCAGUAUAUCUGUUUGCCAUAUGUACGUAUUCUCUUGAAAAAUAUGCUUUUUACUCAUUUUAAUAGUUACUUGUUUAUUGUUUUAUGCUCAUUUAAGUUUCUUACAUAUUUUUAUCUUAACCCCUUGUUCCAUAUUUUAGUUAUCCUGUUGAUUGUAUCAUCUUCUGCGAAGCAGCAUUUUAAUUUUAAGUAUUGUGACUCUUAUUAUUUCUUUUGUUCCCUGGGAUUUUGAGGUUAAAUUAGUCACUGCCCAACCAAUGUUAUGGAACUUUCACUCAUUUUUUUUUUUUUUUUUUUUUUUAGUAAUAGUAGUUUCAGAGUUUGAAGCCACACAUUUAUGCAUCUAAUUUAUUUUGAGUGGAUUUUUAUAUGUGGUGUGAGUUGAGGUUCUCCUUUUAGUGCUCUACAUGUGUCCAUAAAGUUUUCUCAACAGCAUUUACUGUCUUUUUCCUAAGAAAUUGUCACCUUCAUUUAAAAUCAGUUAGCUGUAAGUACAUGGCUAUAUUUCUGAUUUUUUUUUUUUUGCUUCAUUCGCUCACUGUUUUUAUUCAAUUGCCAUAAUGUUUUUGUUAGUAUAGUUUUGUAGUAUAUUUAAAAGUCAGGUAGGCUGAUAACUUUACUUUUCUGUUUGAUGGCUUCGGCUAUUCAGGAUCUUUUGUGGUACCAUAUACAUUAUUGAUGUAUUUUUAAUAAUCUUUUAAUUUUUUUGAGACAGAGUCUUGCUCUGUUCCAUGCUGGAGUGCAGUGGUGUGAUCUUGGCUUUCUGCAACCUCUGCCUCCUGGGUUCAAGCAUUUCUGACACCUCAGUCCCAUGCAAGUAGCUGGUACUACAGGCACGAGCCACCAUGCCUAGCUAAUUUUUGUAUUUUUAGUAGAAAUGGGGUUUCACCAUGUCUGUCAGGAUGUUACCGAUCGCUUGACCUUGUGAUUGAUCUGCCCACCUUGGCCUCCCAAAGUGCUGCAAUUACAGUAGUGAUCCACAGCACCUGACCUAUUCUUAAGGAUUGGUAUUAAGUAUGUCACUGAUAUUUUCAUUGAGGUUGCCUUAUAUCUGUAGAUCAUUCUGUGUUAUACAAAUAUUUAACACUAUUAAUAAUGGCAGUUCAUUAAUGAUUAAUAUAUCAAUUUAAUGUUUUUUAGGGUACAAUGUAAGAUGCUUCAUAUUUUUGGUAAAAUUUAUUUCAAAGUAUAGUUAUCACAGUUAUUGUAGAUGGAAUUGGUUUUUAAAUUUAUUUUGAGAUACGUGUUAGUUUAUAGAAAUGCUACUGACAGGCCGAGAGUGGUGGCUAAUGCCUGUAAUCACAGCACUUGGGGAGGCUGAGACAGGAAGAUCAUGAGGUCAGGAGUUGUAGACCAGCCUUGCCAAUAUGGUGGAACCCUGUCUCUACUAAAAAUACAAAAAUUAGCUCGUCAUGGUGGCAUGUGCCUGUAGUCCCAGCUACUGGGGAGGCUGUGGCAGGAGAAUCGCUUGAACCCAGUAGGUAGAGGUUGCAGUGAGCCAAGAUCAUGCCACUGCACUCCAGCCUGGGUGACAGAGCAAGACUUCUCAAAAAAUAAUGAUUAUUAUAAUUAUGAUAAAUAGUACUAGGAAAACUGCUUGGUCAUAUGCAGAAAAAAGUGGACCUCUACCUCUUUCCAUAUAGAAAAUAUAAGUCAAGAUAGACUGUGAUAACCUGCUUUUUGUUAGCUUAAACUGACUCUCUUCUUAGCUGAGAGCGGUUCAGGCUUCAUGUUAGCUUCUUGAGCUGGACAAACUCCAUCUUAGCGUCUUCAUUUUAGUUACUCCCGUCAUUAAGUAUGUAACUGGGGCAGGAUGACACCAGGCACAUCCAGGAGUGCAUUUGUUGAUAAGAGGCCAAAUUAGGUGGCACCAGCAGAGCCUGGGAAUGCAGGUGCUGUCGAGUACCCAGAGCGCCCAUAUCUAUAAGAUGUAUGUCUUUUUAUGACAGCUCUAGCCUUGCACCUGGUACUGUUUUAUUUCUUAUGUACUAGUUUAUCUUUUAACUUUUUGCUUACUCUGCUUCUGUGAGAAAAUUGCUUCAGCUAGAUUCCCCCCUGCCUUUUCAACCUAGGGUAUGAGAAACCUUUUAACUCUUUCUUCGGGGCUGAGAGAAUUUUGGGUGUUAGCCACCUCUCGGUCGCCAGCUAAAAUAAAGGACUCAUAAUUCAA
Callithrix jacchus (white-tufted-ear marmoset) is the source of this 17913-nucleotide messenger RNA. RefSeq lists its product as uncharacterized. The record is from RefSeq and is a predicted model, not a curated record. Gene Ontology annotation, molecular function: DNA-binding transcription factor activity, RNA polymerase II-specific; RNA polymerase II cis-regulatory region sequence-specific DNA binding. Lineage: Eukaryota; Metazoa; Chordata; Mammalia; Primates; Cebidae. Gene Ontology annotation, biological process: regulation of DNA-templated transcription.